This is a messenger RNA of Prunus armeniaca (apricot), 303 nucleotides long. The record is from the annotation of a GenBank genome assembly. NCBI's taxonomy places the organism in Eukaryota, Viridiplantae, Streptophyta, Magnoliopsida, Rosales, Rosaceae.
AUGCUCCCAGAGGCCAAUUCUACCAAAAAAGGGAAAAAGCCGGAAGUGCUGCCCCAGGCAGAACAAGUAACCUCCCAGCUGCAAAAGCUGAUGAAAGCAGAAUCUUCAAGGAAACCUUCUAUCCAUCCUGCCUCCACCUCAGGAAAUCAACUUGAAACUCCACAACCACAAGGAAAAUCCGAUCUGAUUCCAGUAGAAGGACAAGAAGACUGGACUAAGGAAUAUGAAGAGGAGCAGUUAGAUUAUGAGCCAUCUGCAGAUGACCAGAAUGCACUCCUCGGAGCAGGAGAACAGGGAGACUGA